AUGAAGCUUACCAAUGGAAAUGGAACCAAAGACCCUGGGUCUGAUAAUAGCUCCGCUCGCUCUCCUGCACGGACUAUGUUGCCCGCUAUAGAAGGUGAUAUAUCACUUCCACAUCAAGGCCGGAUCCGACUACCGCCUCUACCAUCAAUGCCAACAUUUGUCCCUCCAUUACCACGAGAAUGGGAAGGUACAGAGCUCAUGAGAGAUUGGCUAAGGGCCAAGAUCGAGGAGGACAGACGCAGACAAGAAGAAGAGAGAACACGCCAGAUCAAUAUGGUAUCGGAACAACGACGUCUCGAGCAUGCAAUAAUAUCCGAUCUGUUGCGCGCUGGUGUUCCAUCACACUUGGUCCCAGAAAUGUUCAAGGACCUGCGUCUUACUCAAACCCAAUAUGAAUCGCAGGAUGUGCAGAGGCUAUGGUCUGGCCCGGAAAACAUGAUAUACCAACAAUCCUAUAUAGAACUUGCAUCGACACAGCAAUCACAAUCACAACAAACUAAACAAUCACAACAACUGUCUCAGCAGUCGUCGCACCGACCACAACAGCCUCCCCAACAUCCUUUCCAACAGUCUUCAAGGGUACCUCAUAGUAAGUCGAAACUGCGAUCUGAGAAGACGAAGAUAUGUCUGCCAGGAAUGGAUCAGUCUUCGUCGCCGCCGAAAGCUAACUCCCCGCCGCAUGAAUCGGAAACAUCCUCUGACAUUUUGGAGGCAGCCUUCCAUAACACCCUCCCUCUUGUCGCUUCUUUGGAACAGGCAGCCCAGUCUCACGACCGGUCACAAGGGACUGACCGCUUGAAUGGGACUGGAAGUGGAAGAAAACAAGCUGUAUAUCACUACUACACUCCCGACGGACAGUGGUCAUCAGAACCUCAGCAUUCGAUUCGACAUCUACGGCGCUCACAAGUCCCGGCCGGCAGUACCGCUCUCUCCACCGUUGAACCUCAUCUUCGCCAGAAGCAAAAAAAUUCCGGCACUAAGCGGAAAGACCCAAGAUCUCAUGGGGGAAUUCAUUCACCACAUCAUCCGAGUGCACAAGGUCCAGCUGAUAAACCUCGCGAUUCAUCAAAGUUUACUCAUAAGCGGCGAAAAAGUGAUUUCAACACUACUUACGAGUUUCAUGCUUACAACCCCGAUUCUUCUAGACAACUGUCAGAAUUGACUCCAGUACCGGAUAGUCUACCAGGCACUCUACAUGACCAACGUGAGCCAGAAGAUAGUGCAGGUGAAUCGGAAUUAUGA
Molecule: messenger RNA, 1242 nt
Organism: Penicillium soppii
Lineage: Eukaryota; Fungi; Ascomycota; Eurotiomycetes; Eurotiales; Aspergillaceae
Exons: 2
Coding region: 1-1242 (413 amino acids)
Source: RefSeq, a predicted model, not a curated record